This is a messenger RNA of Meloidogyne enterolobii, 619 nucleotides long. NCBI's taxonomy places the organism in Eukaryota, Metazoa, Nematoda, Chromadorea, Rhabditida, Meloidogynidae. The record is from the annotation of a GenBank genome assembly.
UUUUCUUAUUGCCAGCCGAAAAGUGUUACUGCCAGCCGGUCUCUUUGACUCUGUUCGUGUUCUUCUCGAAUCUUCAUAUAUUUUUUUUACUCUUGGGAAGAGCAAAAAUGGACAUUCUCUUUCUUUAUUAGAAAUGUUUGGCCAUAGGCUAGGGUUCCUGCCAGCCGGCUGGGAUAAAAUGUCACCUUACCUUUUCUUCUUCUUUUCUUCCUUUUUCUUCUCUUUUCUACCUUCAAACCCCGACUUUAAAAAUAUUCUUUUUCUUCCGUGUCGUCACACUUUGCCAAUUCCAUAUUUUGCCAAUAAAGCUAGAAUCCCACAUUUUGCCAAUAAGCGCAUUGACAAAACGUGGAUUUUUCCCUUAUUGGCAAAAUAUGAUAUUGGCAAAAUGUGUAGGAGCCUUUUCUUCUUCUUUACAAACCCCCCAUUAUUCCCUCCCCUAUAUUCCUUUUCCUUUUUCAUUUUAUUUUUUUUUCACAUAUUCCUGUCAUCUUCAAACGAAAAAAAGAAGAAGAUUACUUCUUCUCCUUUUCUACCCUUUUCUCUUUUUUAAUCAACAGGAACGCGCGCAUGUCCUUUUCUCCUUUACUUUCCUCCAAUUUCUUUAAAACCCUUCAUA